UCUCUCUCAUUGAGCGCAGUGCAGUGCGGAUUACAGACUCUGUCCUCUCAGUGCAGCGGGAACUACAGCAAACAAGGGCUAUAUUCAUACGAGCACAUUAAUUGCAGGUAAUGGAGCUCUUUGAGGAGGGGCUCUCUCUGAACCUGUGCGUCUUUUCGUUGCUCAUUUGGACUUCUACAAGUGCAUUUAACCUGGACACGCAAAACGUCCUCAGGAAGAAUGGUCACCCGGGAAGCCUCUUCGGAUUCUCCCUCGCCUUGCACCGGCAGCUCCAGCCCUCGGAUAAAACAAUAUUGUUGAUUGGUGCUCCCACAGCCAGGGCUUUAUCCAAUCAGGGAGCAAACAUCACGGGUGGGCUGUACAGCUGUGACAUCACCACCCAUCCUGAUGACUGUACUCGAGUGGACUUUGACAAUGAUGUUGAUGUUCUUGUGGAGAAUAAGGAGAACCAGUGGAUGGGUGUAACGGUUCAGAGCCAAGGACCUGGAGGCAAGAUUGUGACAUGUGCCCAUCGCUACCAGCGUCUGUUGUUCCCGAACACACCCCAGGAGGCGCGCGACAUCACUGGACGCUGCUACAUGCUCAGUCAAGACCUGAGCAUCGACAGCCAAUCCGACGAGGAUGGGGGGAACUGGAAAUUCUGUGAUGGGCGCACUCGGGGUCAUGAACGAUUCGGGGCCUGUCAGCAAGGCUUGGCUGCCACCUUCACUAAAGACUACCAUUAUGUCAUCUUUGGAGCACCAGGGGCGUACAACUGGAAAGGUAUAGUGCGCGUCGAGCAGAAGAACAACACUCUGCUGGAAAUGGGCUUGUUUGAUGAUGGGCCUUAUGAGGUCGGGGAUGAAAACCGCCUUGAUCCAAAUCUAGUGCCAGUACCAGCCAACAGUUACUUAGGUGAGUGUGUGUGUGUGUGUGUGUGUGUGUGUGUGUGUGUGUGUGUGUGUGUGUGUGUGUGUGUGUGUUUUGAUGUUAAUGUUUUUUGUGACACUGAAUCUUGCAUAUGUACAGGAUUCUCUCUGGAUUCUGGCCACAGUAUCACAGAAAAAGGGAGACUCAUCAUCGUGUCCGGAGCGCCGAGAGCCAAUCACAGCGGUGCAGUGGUGUUUCUGCGCAAGCAAGACGAAGCCUCCACCAGGCUCAUGUCUGAACACAUUCUGGAAGGACCAGGACUCGCGUCCUCCUUUGGAUAUGAUGUUGCUGUGGUGGACCUAAACGGAGAUGGUUGGCAGGACGUUGUGGUUGGUGCACCCCAGUUCUACCAGAGAGACGAGGAAGUGGGUGGAGCUGUGUACGUUUACAUCAAUAAAGCUGGAAGGUGGAAGGACGUCACUCCUACUCGCCUGAAUGGAACCAAAGACUCAAUGUUUGGACUGGCUGUGGAGAACAUUGGAGACAUUAAUCUGGAUUCUUUUGAAGAUAUUGCUGUAGGAGCUCCAUAUGCAGACUCAGGGUUCGGUAGCGUGUACAUCUACCACGGAUCCGCUGACGGCAUUAAUACCAAACCAGCUCAGAUACUGGAGGGCAAACAGCACAAUAUUAAGAUGUUUGGCUAUUCUCUGGCCGGAAAUAUGGACCUGGAUCAGAACUCGUACCCUGAUCUCGCCGUUGGGUCGCUCUCUGACACAGUUUUUAUUUACAGGUCCAAAACGGUUAUUAGCAUCAAGCAAGACAUCAAGGUGACACCGAAGGAAAUUGACUUGAUGAAGAAAACGUGUGGCAACAGUAUUUGCUUGACUGUGGAAGCUUGUUUCACAUAUAGAGCAAACCCUCACACCUACAACCCUAAAAUCACCAUUUCCUGUACAUUGGAGGCAGAGUGGUACCGCAGGAAGCUGGGUCUCCCAUCUAGAGUUGUGUUUCUGGAGAAGAACGAGAUGGAUCAGGACUUCCAGUCGACCGGCACUCUGGAGCUGCGAGGACAAAACAAAAAAGCUUGUUACAAGAGCAAACUCAGAUUACAAGAAGGCAUCAGGGAUAAGCUCAGAGCGAUUCCUAUCGAGGUGUCUGUGGCCAUUCAGAGUGCUAAGAGAGGCAAACGGCAGAGCUCGCUGCCACAACUAGUGCCAAUACUGGACUCCACUGUGCCCAACAAGACCAUCACUGAGGUGAACUUCCUGAAGGAGGGUUGUGGCAAGGACAACAUCUGUCAGAGUAACCUACAUCUGCACUACAGGUUCUGCUACAGGGAGUCCAAACAAGAUGUGUUCCCUCCUCUACCUCUGGAGAAUGGUGUGCCAGUGAUUUCUCUGAGUGAUCAGAAGGACAUUGCCCUGGAGGUCACAGUGACGAACAGAAAUGGAGAUGAUGCUCAUGAAGCCAAAUUGGUGGGGCAGUUUGAUGAAUCUCUGUCAUACUCUGGAUUCAGAUCUCUGAGAACUACUGAUAAACACGUGAUCUGUGCUGCCAAUCAGAAUGGCUCUCUGGCAGACUGUGAGCUGGGAAACCCUUUUAAACGGGAUUCAGAGGUAAAAUUCUAUAUCAUAUUGAGCACUGGCAAGAUAUCACUCGACACCAAAGAAGUUGAGAUCGACCUUCAGCUGGAAACAACGAGUUCACAGGAGGGCCUGAGUAAAGUGAAGGCCAAAGCCAAAGUGGUGAUUGAACUUCUUCUUUCUGUACAAGGGGUUGCCAAGCCGUCUCAGGUCUAUUUUGGAGGUCAAAUCAGAGGCAUGAGUGCCAUGAAGACAGAGGAGGAAGUCGGCAGCUUGAUCGAAUAUGAAUUCAGAGUGAUUAAUUUGGGAAAGCCUCUGAAGUCUUUUGGGACUGCAUCCCUAAACAUCCAGUGGCCUAAAGAAAGUUCUGUGGGGAAAUGGCUGCUGUAUCUGAUGAAGAUCAACACCAAGGGCCUGCAGUUAGUCAGCUGUUCCCCUGAGAGAGAGAUAAACCCUCUCAGACUGAGCGAGGAGACGACGUCAGCCAGGAGAAAGCGUGAGCUGGAGGAGAGGAGACCAUCUGACGGGAGUAAAACAUCCCUCUUCACUGACAAACGCAAGCACAAGAUUCUGUCGUGCAGUGGUGAUGCCAGAUGCGUGGAGAUGAAAUGCCCCCUACAGGGCUUGGACAGCACUGCAGUCAUCGUUUUAAAAUCCCGGCUGUGGAAUUCCACUUUCCUUGAAGAUUAUGCGUCCUACAAUUACCUUGAUAUAAUAGUGAAAGCCUCCAUAAGUCUGGAUGUCUCCGCCAAUAACAUUGUCCUUAAAAAUGCUGAGACCCAGGUGAGGCUGACCGUGUUCCCGGAGACGACAGUGACUCCGUUCGGAGGAGUUCCCUGGUGGAUCAUUCUCGUGGCUGUUUUAGCUGGGAUUCUGAUGCUGGCUCUCCUAGUUCUGUUACUCUGGAAGUGUGGAUUUUUCAAACGUUCCAAAUAUGAGGACAGCGUUCCGAAAUAUCAUGCGGUGAGGAUUCGUAAGGAGACGCGUCUCUUGAAAGACGGAAAGGUCAUGUUAGAUCCCUUUGAGAAGAAGCAAUGGAUGACCACAUGGGAUGAGAACGAAAGCUACUCAUGAGACUGUCUCUGCAUCUGAUGUGGACAAUGCGCACCAUCAGGCGUCUACAGUUGUGAAAAGUUUCAGAGGAAGUCCACCUCUGUACGGUCUGGGAGCCGUGAGACGUUUGACAUGAAGAUGCCUUUACACAUCCAUGUGUUUCUGGUAACUAAAGGGUAAAGGCUGACUGUUAACGCCUGGGCUUUUUGUUUGCAAUGGCACCCCUUUAAAAUGUUUGUAUAUUUUUGGAAGAUGCAUGAGAUGCCAAGAAUGGAUUGUCUUGAUUUUCUUUGUAAAUAUUUUACUAUGCAGUUUA
Messenger RNA from Rhinichthys klamathensis goyatoka, 3801 nucleotides. RefSeq names its product integrin, alpha 6a (gene itga6a). Gene Ontology annotation, cellular component: integrin complex; external side of plasma membrane. The transcript is spliced from 24 exons. Lineage: Eukaryota; Metazoa; Chordata; Actinopteri; Cypriniformes; Leuciscidae. Gene Ontology annotation, biological process: cell-matrix adhesion; cell-cell adhesion; cell adhesion mediated by integrin. Bases 111 to 3506 code for a protein of 1131 amino acids. Gene Ontology annotation, molecular function: integrin binding. The record is from RefSeq and is a predicted model, not a curated record.